CCGAGCAGGGGUGCGAUAGACAAGCUGGUAGAAAACAUGUAGAAAGCGGACUAUUUAAAGGCCGAAUAGAGAUAGUGAGACGCACGCGGCGCUUCGCCUGCACAGCACUGUGAAGCUGUGGAGAACACGAGGACAGCGAAUGUGCAGCUUAAUAGGCAACUUAAACCAACACUUUCGCAACCCUCUCGACCCCAAAGCAAACACCCACUGUCGCAGCUACCAGCACACGCCUCUCAAUCUUGCGUGGAGUGAAUCUGGUUCAGACUGUUCAACUGGUAUUGAGGGAUAUCUCCUGGAUGCAUCGUCCCGAAGCUGUCCUGUGAGUCAGGAUUGAAUUACGCUAGAUAGGACCUCUCGUGAGCAAUCCAUCCAGGGAUCUAUACCCCCGCAAGACAACCAACUCUAAUCCAAAGAUACAACAAGCUGCUCUCGCGCAUAUAGUCCACAAUUCCCUCGAUCAUUGAGACCCCCAAGCGCCCACCAUAUCUUCUCC
This is a messenger RNA of Suillus subaureus, 493 nucleotides long. RefSeq lists its product as uncharacterized. The transcript is spliced from 4 exons. Lineage: Eukaryota; Fungi; Basidiomycota; Agaricomycetes; Boletales; Suillaceae. The record is from RefSeq and is a predicted model, not a curated record. The coding region runs from base 140 to 334 and encodes 64 amino acids.